Knipowitschia caucasica is the source of this 1179-nucleotide messenger RNA. The record is from the annotation of a GenBank genome assembly. Lineage: Eukaryota; Metazoa; Chordata; Actinopteri; Gobiiformes; Gobiidae.
AUGUCUGGGGAUGAGGACACCGCUGAGCCAACCAUUGCUGAAGAUGUGGUGGUGACCAAGUACAAAAUGGGAGCCGAGAUAGCUAACCGAGCCUUAAAGCUGGUUUUUGAUGGGGCUGCACCAGGAGUGUCGGUAUUAAGUCUUUGCGAAAGAGGUGAUGCUUUUAUAACUCAAGAAACUGGAAAAAUCUUCAAGAGGGAAAAGGAAAUGAAGAAGGGUAUUGCAUUUCCGACAUGCGUCUCAAUCAACAACACUGUAUGCCAUCAUUCUCCUCUUAAGAGUGACCCUGAUGUCAUGUUAAAAGAUGGUGACCUUGUAAAAAUCGACUUGGGUGUACAUGUCGAUGGCUUUAUAUCAAAUGUGGCUCACACUUUUGUUGUUGGAAUAACAAAGGAGAAUCCACUGACUGGACGGAAGGCUGAUGUUAUUAAAGCAGCUCAUCUUUGUGCUGAAGCAGCUCUGCGUCUCGUGAAACCUGGGAACCAGAACACGCAGGUGACAGAGGCUUGGAACAAGAUUGCAAAGUCAUUCAAGUGUGCCUCUGUAGAGGGUAUGCUGUCCCACCAACUAAAGCAGCAUGUCAUUGAUGGGGAGAAAACAAUCAUUCAAAAUCCAUCCGACCAGCAAAAAAAGGACCAUGAAAAAGCUGAAUUCGAAGUGCAUGAGGUAUAUGCAGUUGAUGUCCUUGUCAGUACUGGAGAGGGAAAGCCGAAGGAUUUGGGCCAAAGGAUCACAGUUUAUAAAAGGGACCCCAACAAAGUGUAUGGCUUGAAGAUGAAGACCUCCCGUGCUUUCUUUAGUGAAAUGGAGCGGCGCUUUGAUAGAAUGCCAUUCACUCUGAGAGCUUUUGAAGAUGAAGGAAAAGCCAAAUUAGGAGUGAUAGAGUGUGCCAAACAUGAGCUAUUGCAGCCGUUUACAGUGCUUCAAGAAAAAGAAGGUGAAUUUGUUGCCCAGUUUAAAUUUACUGUGCUGCUCAUGCCCAAUGGACCAUUGCGCAUUACAAACAGCCUUUAUGAGCCAGAACUUUACAAGUCAGACUUUGAUGUGGAGGAUCCAGAACUUAAGACUUUGCUGCAAAGUUCUGCUAGCCGCAAGGCACAGAAGAAAAAGAAAAAGAAGGCUUCAAAAACUGUUGAGAGUGCAACAGGACAAUCAGGGGAGACUGAAGCAGCAGAGUAG